AUGGAUUUACCAGUACCAUCUAUUGAAACGACUUUUCCUUCUAGGUUGGGUUACAACUUAGCGGGAACAACCUUCUCACCUAUAGUGAACAAUAAUAACUGCAGCCCACCAAUAACAGACGAUAUGAUCGAGAGGGUAACUGCAGCAACAUCUACAACCACAAGAAUGCAACCAGCAUGUUGCUCUAAUAAAACUAACACCUAUUCUAAGUCCACCUCACCUACGAUAACAACGCCUUCAAUCGAAGCAGAGGAUACGUAUUCGCUGUCUUGUUGUUCGGACAGGAAAAGUAAUUCAACCAAUGAUGCUACAUCAGCUUCCUCUGUGUCAUCUUCUUCCUCCUCCUGUUCUUUAUCGACAGUGUCCAUGGAAUCUGUUCCUUUACCAAAUAUACCACCGCCUACCUCAUGUUGUGGACCGCCAUCAAAAAACCAGCAAGGUGAAUUAAUUCGAGUGGUUACUUGUCGUUGUGGGGAUUCUUGUGCCUGUAUUGGCUGCGAUGCUCAUCCUUCAAGAAUUAUGAAAAACGAUGUGUAUAUUGGGUUCAACAAUAGUAGCAAUAACCUUAAUAACAAGCGAUCAUUGGUACCUUCAAUACCUACAACUUCCUCUGCAACUAAAGUAGUCGAUGCAGCACCUCUUAAUUACCCAAGUACAACGUUGGAUGCCGAAGGCAAUAUGUUAUGUGGAUGUGGAUGUGCAAGAAGGUUUGAAGAUUGCUCUAAUUGUUAUAAGGAACUUUGCGACGCGUAUAUGAAUUGA
Messenger RNA from Mycotypha africana, 762 nucleotides. RefSeq lists its product as uncharacterized. NCBI's taxonomy places the organism in Eukaryota, Fungi, Mucoromycota, Mucoromycetes, Mucorales, Mycotyphaceae. The transcript has a single exon. The coding region runs from base 1 to 762 and encodes 253 amino acids. The record is from RefSeq and is a predicted model, not a curated record.